This is a messenger RNA of Apis cerana (Asiatic honeybee), 3081 nucleotides long. Its product is annotated as zinc finger protein 32. Gene Ontology annotation, molecular function: DNA-binding transcription factor activity, RNA polymerase II-specific; RNA polymerase II cis-regulatory region sequence-specific DNA binding. The record is from RefSeq and is a predicted model, not a curated record. Gene Ontology annotation, biological process: regulation of transcription by RNA polymerase II. Lineage: Eukaryota; Metazoa; Arthropoda; Insecta; Hymenoptera; Apidae.
UAGAUGGCACUGUUGGUGAUAUAAAAAAUUUACAUUAUUUAUGAAAUAAAUUGAACUUUUUAAUGUAAUAAAACAGCCCUUUAAUUAUUUGAUAUAUUGAUAUUUUACAAAAAUGUUUAUAAAUAACUAUUUCUUUGAACAAGAUACAUGUAAUAAAUAAAUGUGUUUAAGUGACAGUGUAUGUCAGUCAUGUUGUUUGUUUUAAAAUUGAUUUUUUGACUAAACUAUGAAGAAUUGAAACUUAUAGCGCAGUGAUUAUUACUUUUAAAAUAUCUUUUUUUAAAUAUGUUUCAUCCUUUACAAAUAAAACAUGAAUGUAUGAGAAUAGAAGAUGUUAACUCUGAUGAUAAAGUUAAUGCUCCAAAUAAUUCCAAAUAUUCAUUUAUUGAAGAAGAUUAUAAAUAUAAUGAAUUAUCACAAUUUUGGAAUCAUACACAGUUAUCUAAUGAGAUACAUUCAAAAAAUCAAAUCCAUGGUCAAUGUAAUUUAUUUCAAACUGAAGAAAAUAAUUCAUUAGCAUAUAUGAAAAAUUAUAUACAAAAUAAUACAAUUUUUCAAGUUAAUCAGGAAGAAAGUUUGAAUCAAAUGAAUCAAAGACAUCAUAUAGAUAUGACUCAAAAAACUGAACAAUCACAAUUUCCUCAAAUCAAUAAUAUACAAUCAACAAAAUUUGUAAAUCAAAUAGUAACAAUUUCUGAGCCUAUAUCUCCUACAAAAUCUAAUCGUCCUGGAAGACCAUCUAAAAAUUCUUCAGAAUUAAAUAUAGGAAAAAAACUUAAAUGUCAAUGUGAAAUAUGUUUUAAAGAAUUUGGACAUAAAAGUAAUUUAUUUAUACAUAUGAGAACUCAUAAUGGAGAACGGCCUUAUAAAUGUAAUCAAUGUGGGAAAUGUUUUACCCAUAGUGGAAAUUUAGCUAUCCAUAUGAGGACACAUUCUGGUGAAAGACCUUAUGGUUGUCAAAUAUGUGGAAAAAUGUUUAGUCAUAGUGGAAACUUAUCAACACAUUUAAGAACUCAUUCAGGUAUAAAACCAUAUAAAUGUGCCGUAUGUGGUAAAGAAUUUAGACAUAGUGGAAAUUUAUCAAUUCAUGAAAGGAUACAUUCUGGAAUUAAACCAUUUCAAUGUAAAGUUUGUGGAAAAGACUUUUAUCAUAGUGGAAAUUUAACAACUCAUAUGAAAAAACAUAUUAUAAAUAUUAACACUAACAUUAAUCAGUAUGAUAAUGAAAAACAAGAAAUGAGUGGUGUAGUAAAUCUUAAUACAACUAGAAGUUCAUUCAAUAAUUUACCACUAACUCAAACUACUGAUAUUAAAAUAAUGUCUAAUAUAAACAAUAUUGUUCCUAUAAAAAAUGAAAGUAAUGAUGAAUAAACUAAUAGUAAACUAUUCUAACACAAUUAAAAUUUUGCCAUUAACAAAAACUUUAAUAUACUGAGUAAAUAUAUUAAUGAUAGUUCAAUUUAUAAAUUUAUUUUGUAACUAUAAUUACUGUAAAAAUGUAUUAUCAGAGUUUAAAUUUUGUAAUAAUUAUUAUUAACAUCAUAUCAAUGAUUAUGAGUAUAUAAAUAUAUAUUUUUUUAUAUGUAAGUUUUAUAUUAUAAAAAGUAAGACCUAUUUAGAUAAUAUAUAAUAUGUAAUCAUGUUAUAACUAUAUGAAUAUAAUUAAAAAUAUGUGCAAUUUUAUAUAAUACAUUAAGCAUUUAUAUAAGUUUAUUUACAUAUAUAUAUAUAAUUUUUUAUUUUAUUAUUUAUGUAUAUGUGUAAUGCUUAUUCAAAUAUUAAAUAUUUAAAAAACUCUUAUUAUAUAUAUUCUAUUUUAAAGAAUGUAAUAUGAAAAAAAUAUACUAAAUAUAUACUUUUUUGUACAAAAUUUAUUUUUAUUAUUAUUAUGUAUAAAAAAAUCGAAAGUAUACUGAAAAAUUUUGUAUAAAUAAUUAUAUAGUAAUUCUGUGAUAUUUAAAAUUUUUAAAUUUGAUAUAGAUAUUUUAUAUUCAUUUUCUUGAUAUAUUUUCUACUUUUCAAUAAAUAUAAAGUAUUCAAUAAAUAUUAAAUAAAUUUUUAUAAAAAUUUUGAUUUAUUAAUGUAUUUAUUUAUGUGAUAUAUAGGAAUUAUUAAGUUUAAUUACUAAUUAAAUUAAGUUAUAAUUAAUAUUUUUUAUUUCAAUUAUUACAUUGUUAAUAAAUAAUAUAUACUAUAAAAAAUUGCUUAUUAUUACAUAAAGACCUCAAAAAAUUAAAAAAAAAUGUAAUUUAAGUAACAUUAAAAAUAAUUUCAAAUUUUUUUGUUAUUAAAUACGAUACAUUUUCAUAAUAUAACAUAUAUAUUUAAUAUAUAUAUUUAUUACUAUUACUAAUAUUUUUCGAGUUUAAAUAUAACAAUUAUUUUAUAACUUUAUAUAUAUAUAUAUAUAUAUAUAUAUAUAUAUGUAUAUAUAUUUUACGUACAUAUAUUUGAAAUAUUUCUUUGUAAUACACAAAAAUAAAUUUCUAUAAUGUGUCAAUUUUCCAAUUUUUCUAGAUUAUGAUUAUUUUCAUAAAAAUUUUUACAUAAGUCUUAAAAUUGAAGUAGAGAUCUUCAACAAUUUUUGGUAACAACUGGAAGUUUUUAUAACUUCUUUUUAAUAAAAUAAAAUAAUAUAUAUAAUUCAUAUAUAAUAAGCAUUAAUAUAUAAUAUCAUAUUAUGUAAAAUUAAUUAUUUAAUUAAUAUUAUAAAGUUUUAGAAAUAUUAUGAAGUCAAAAAAUUACAUAUUAUUAUUUAUUCUUGUUAAAAAAUCAUUGGUAUAGACUAGGAAAAAUGUAAACGUGUGACAUAAAUAUUUUUUAAAUUAAAAAUUAUUAGAUAUUUCUAAUAUGAGAUAAGUAUAUCUGAUUUGUGUAUGCGUACAUAUAAAAUUAUGUGCAUAUGUGCAUGUAUAUAUAUUAUUUUGUUUUCAAUUACAAAAUUUACAACAAGUAAUAAUUAAAAAAUUGUUAAUUAUAUUUUUGGAAAUAAUUAUAAAAAUUUAAUUAAAUGCAUAAUUUUAAUCAAAAUAUAAUAUACUAAUUCAAAAUGUUUUUACUUUAAAAAAAAAUAAAUUAAAA